GUAACGUUGACUUCUUCACUGUGUCGUGACGCAUUUUAUUCCUUAUGGGACCACCUGUUCUCGAUGGCGAUGUGGCUGGCGAUCGCAAUGGGCUCACUGAGGUCAGCAGAAUCGACGACGAUGACGAAGAUGAUGAAGUUGGUGAUGGUAAAGCAAUUGGUAACAAUGUCGAAGAUGGGAUACACGAAGGUAUGCAUGUUGUCAUUGUUGGUUCCUGUAUUAUUACCUCUAAAGUAUCAGAAAUGUUCUCCAAGGUUACCUCUCUUGUCUGCGCUCUCGAUUUUUGUACAUUGAUGCAUCUGAAUUCUCUUUGCAAGUCUUGUACUUGCUGCAAAAGUCGCUCUUUUUCAUUAUACUGUUCCUCAGUUCCCGAUCUGUAAAUCAACAUGUAGAAUAAGUGUCUCAAUGAAAAGUAGCGAAUAAAAAAUUGCAUUAAUGUAUUAUAUUUAAAAUUAUUAAUUGCUUGCUUACUUUCUCAAGUGCGUGUGGCCUUCUCUCGACCAAAUUUUUAACAGAUGAUCAACGUGUUCCUUGACGCAACGUAGACUGAAGUUCUUUUGCGUCGCGUUCACGACAUGCUGGGCAACGGCCUUCCACCUGUCACUUUCCUCGUACGGAUUCUGUCGCAAGACUUCCCGUAAAAGUAUCAAGUCUUCCAGAAUCGUGAAGCGUAAUCGCUCCGGUUUUGCCAUGGAAUCUGCAAUCUAGCGUGCACUAUCUCAUACGAAUAACCUGCUGCACCGAACGUUAUUCGCCACACGACAGCGUUUAAGUUUAUUGUAGCGAACCACCACGCCUUCCGAUAUCUUCUCUGUAAUAACAUAGCAACAUGGCAUUGUCAAGGGAGAGAUAUCGUCUCGCGACCGCGACUCCGACAAGCUGAUGAUGAUGAUGAUAGAUAUGUUCUUUUUGUUUACACUCGGAUUCUUUCUCCUCUCAAGUGCAGAAGAUUCUAGGUUUAAAUAAAGAUAUCUUCAUUAUCGACUGUGAAGCGAGGAUAAUCGAUCGAGUUUUGUUUUUUGCUAUACUUAUUGUUAACCUCCAAUAUCAAAAACGCAAAAUCUGGCGAAAAUUUGGAACCGCGCAAAUUUAGUUUGUAGCAAAAUUGAUUCUGUUGCAGCGUGUUAUCAAACUCCUUGUACGAUAGAAAAUGUUAGAGAUAACAUGCAACGACCGUCUCGGUAAAAAGGUUAGAGUAAAAUGCAAUCCGGAUGAUACUAUAGGGGAUCUGAAAAAAUUGAUUGCCGCUCAAACGGGGACGCAUUGGGAGAAGAUUGUGUUGAAGAAGUGGUACACUAUUUUUAAAGAUCACAUCAAGCUGCAGGAUUAUGAAAUACACGAUGGCAUGAAUUUAGAACUCUAUUAUCAAUAAUUUUUAUAAUAAGUGUAAAAUAAUAUCAUACUCGUACAUGAAGAGAAAGCUGUUUUCAUAAUGUAAUCAUUAAACUUUAUAUUUUCUUUUUUUAAUGCCUAAAUAUAUUAUGUACAUA
This is a messenger RNA of Nylanderia fulva, 1490 nucleotides long. It is a transcript of the gene ubl, whose product is annotated as Ubiquitin-like protein 5. The record is from RefSeq and is a predicted model, not a curated record. NCBI's taxonomy places the organism in Eukaryota, Metazoa, Arthropoda, Insecta, Hymenoptera, Formicidae. Gene Ontology annotation, molecular function: protein binding. Gene Ontology annotation, biological process: protein modification process.